Messenger RNA from Anopheles nili, 1671 nucleotides. Its product is annotated as protein single-minded-like. Bases 1 to 1671 code for a protein of 556 amino acids. The transcript has 7 exons. NCBI's taxonomy places the organism in Eukaryota, Metazoa, Arthropoda, Insecta, Diptera, Culicidae. Gene Ontology annotation, cellular component: nucleus; transcription regulator complex; cytoplasm. Gene Ontology annotation, biological process: regulation of transcription by RNA polymerase II. Gene Ontology annotation, molecular function: protein dimerization activity; RNA polymerase II transcription regulatory region sequence-specific DNA binding; DNA-binding transcription factor activity, RNA polymerase II-specific. The record is from RefSeq and is a predicted model, not a curated record.
AUGAAGGAAAAAAGUAAAAAUGCCGCUCGAUCGCGACGAGAGAAGGAAAAUGUGGAGUUCCUGGAGCUUGCAAAGUUGCUUCCACUCCCGAACGCCAUCACGUCACAGCUCGACAAAGCGUCCAUCAUUCGAUUAACCACUUCCUACCUUCGAAUGAGAAAAAUUUUUCCUGAAGGGCUAGGGACUGCUUGGGGCUCGGAACGGAAUCCGUCCAACUUGCGUGAUGCCACCAUUAAAGAGCUCGGUUCGCAUCUACUGCAAACGUUGGAUGGCUUCAUAUUCGUCGUUGCACCCGAUGGCAAAAUCAUGUACAUCUCGGAAACAGCCUCGGUGCAUCUCGGGCUAAGCCAGGUGGAGCUGACCGGAAACUCGAUCUACGAGUAUAUCCACGCGUACGAUCAAGAGGAAAUGUCCGCGAUACUAACGAUGCAACCACAAUUUAAUGUAGAACCUGCGGUUGUUAAUCCACCACAAGAUCAUCGAUUGCAAGUGCCACAGCAAAAUUUGCAUCAAAACAGCCAUCGACACAGCUUCAGCCAGCAACAGCGAUCGUAUGUUAUCGAACUUGAGCGUACUUUUUUCUUGCGAAUGAGAUGUGUACUGGCGAAACGUAAUGCAGGACUAACGAUGUCCGGGUAUAAGGUUAUUCAGUGCUCGGGUUACUUGAAGGCUCGCGUCUUUCCCCAUGAAUCUCCAACCAUGCAAGGACAUUGCUGUGUGCAGAAUCUUGGAUUAGUUGCGGUCGGUCAUUCGUUGUCACCGUCAGCAGCAACGGAGGUCAAGCUGCAGCAAAAUAUGUUCAUGUUUCGAUCCAGCCUGGAUCUCAAGUUGAUCUUUCUAGACGCUAAAGUCUCUCAGCUUACAGGGUACGAGCCGCAGGAUUUGAUAGAAAACACCCUUUAUCAGUAUGUUCACGCGGCGGAUAUUGUCCACAUACGGCAGGCUCAUCAGACUUUGUUACAUAAAGGCCAAGUUACCACGAAGUACUUCCGGUUUCUCACGAAAGGAGGCGGAUGGCGAUGGAUACAAUCUUAUGCAACGAUCGUGCAUAAUACUCGUUCAUCACGACCACAUUGCAUCGUCAGUGUGAACUACAUGCUCAGUGAUAUCGAAGUUCAAAAUUUACUGCUGAACGACAUUCAAGGCGCAGCGAGUGGAUUGCGAACACACAUAGAUCGAUCCCAUUCGUCACCGAUAGGAAUUGUGAAUGAUCUAACCUACCAUCAUGUAGCCCAUGCAGACUUCAACACUGAAACGCAGACACCUUGCCGUAUCCAGCAAGCACCGGCACAGAAAACUCCCCACCAGGCAGUUCAUAAUGGGACGCUAUUUCCGCCCACUCUACCACAACCUGCCAAAGAAACAACCGACAGCUUCCAUCAGCUCCAUCACACGCUAGACUCCAACGAGUGUAUGAUUGCGGAGUUGAAUGAAAAUGGUAAAGAUGACACGUUUCUGUCAAACGAUCUUUGUUACGAUCAGUCGACGCAGUUCUCGAAUCAAACGCAUCUAAGCUAUCCGUUCGAGGACACACAACCCUUUCCGUCGGUAGAUUUUUUGGACCCAUUUUACGAACAGUUUUACGCCACCUAUGAUGCGCAUCCUUCGUCAGAUCCUGAGCUGGUUCUUCGGUCUUCCUCGGUCAGUACAAGCGGCUCGGAUACGACGUAA